AACGUCAUUUUUCAUAGGAGUUUCACGGAAGUUCUAGAAAGGAGAACGAACCGUCAAAAAGAAUUUCAACUUGUGGGCGAAAUCACUUAUUUUUUGUUGGAUACCUCGACGGGAUUUAAGUGGGAAACCACCUUCGACUACGUCCCUACAGCUGUGGUUUCCAUACCUAUUAUUGCAGAUCCGUGGUGCAAUAUGACAGUCGGUUCCGUAACAGGUUGAAAUAAUUCGCCAUAUUUGGCUCUCUCAGUACAUUCGCCGCAGCCAACAGUAUACUUAACUUUGAUUUGAAGUUCCACUCUGCGUAGCAUUUCGUAGAUUUGUUGCUCGUAUUUUACAAAAAACACUGAAAAGAUUGUAUAUCGUGAUUGUCAUUCGAUUAGGAUCCUCGCCGUAAUAAAGGAAUCUAUAAUAGAAUCAACUUCCUCGGCGAUACGGUUCAGUCUCACCAUACAACCACAGUGAAAUGUGUCUGACAGACGACAAAAGAGUGGAGCAGGAACAAUUUGUACAAUCUGCAGUGAAGAAACAGCAGAGAAAUAAACGAAAACGAGAGCCCGACAUGUUUGUGGCGGCAGUUUUGGAAUGCACCGUGCGCAGAAUUUGUAGCGAAGUUUGCUCAAGUUACUUUUGUGUUUGUUCUUCCCCCAAAAAGAAGAGGAAACUGACCAUAAAUCAAGAAUCCAACGAAACAGAAACGACAAACUUAAGUCCUGAUCGCGGAGACAGUAUACCUGAAACACAAAAGAACUCAUUGUGUGAACUUCAAGAAAUUAUCGCCAUCUCUGAAAAACCGCAGAGCGCUGCCAGCGAGGACUCGCAGAUUGAGGAAUUUCUUCAGAGCUUAACAACAGAACUGAGAAAUUUCCCGACGUUCGAAGACGUAAAUGAACUGUUAAGAGAGAUCGAAGGUGAUUCAACCCAUCUAGAUGUUUUGGGUGACGAGAUCGAAUCACUGUUGAACACUAGUAACGAUCCGUUUUACCCAGGACUUCUCGAAGUAUUGUUCCCAUAACUUCUAACAGAAUAUCUAAGUUAAAAAUUAUAUAUUAUAAUUUCAUGAUGGUGUAGAUCUAUGGAGAAUUGCAGGACCAAUUCUUGACGAUUUUUAAGUUAAUUUUCGCACUCAAAAGAUCCUCCACAAUUAAAUUUACACUUUAAAGCGGAAGUUCCCUCGGAUAGGAAAUUUGUGCUCUACUUCCGCUCGGAAAAUUUACGUCAUGGUUCGUUCCUGCAUAAUGUUGGUUAUUUCUAUCUUAUGUUUACCUAAUUUUUCCGUUUUUGCGAUCAAUUAUCUUGCAUGCAUUGUAAACAAAGAAAAAGUGUAAGCCUAAAGCGAGCCUUUAAUAUAUUGAAAUACAGCUAAUAGUGAAGAAUAUUUACAUAUUUUAAAAGUCAGAUGAUAUAUUUAUACAUAGUUAACUAUGAUUUAUAAAGUAAAAGUUUGUGAGAAAGGUUGGAAUCCAAGGCUUACCAGCCAAGCCCCAGUUUUUCGAAGGCUUAGUAGUGCCAACCCAGGGUUAAAUUUUAAUCAAGAUUCUUUGUUCCUUUGUUCAAAAGCCUUUCUCAGCUAGUUUUCUCUAUUCUUUGAGGGACAUCCAGUCAUCAAAUUGUAGACAAAAAUAAUUGUACUGAAUUUUCUUUUAAAGGUCUCAGAUCUUGAUCUACAAAGUAAGUUUUAAACAUAUGUCAGACAGUGCAUCUGAACAUU
Stylophora pistillata is the source of this 1708-nucleotide messenger RNA. RefSeq lists its product as uncharacterized. The record is from RefSeq and is a predicted model, not a curated record. NCBI's taxonomy places the organism in Eukaryota, Metazoa, Cnidaria, Anthozoa, Scleractinia, Pocilloporidae.